AUGUCAGGCGGUGACAAGAACGGGGGCAGCCGCUCCAGCAGCAGCCGCCUGCAGAGCAAGAAGCCCCCCAACCUCUCCAUCGUCAUCCCACCCCGGGAGGCGGAGGAGGAUGGUGCCCCCAAGGAGCCCUCCAAGGUCCCCAUCUACCGAAAGAGCAAGAGCCUGCAGGAGCCCCGCCUGGAACGCCAGCACGGAUUCCGCCGGCAGACUUCCCUGUCCCAGAGCAUCCGCAAGGGCACAGCGGAAUGGUUUGGUGUCAGCAGCGACUGGGAGGGGAAGCGCCAGCAGUGGCAGCGCAAGAGCCUGCAGCACUGCAGCAUGAGGUAUGGCAAGCUGAAGCCUGCCUAUCGCGACAUGGAGCUGCCCAGCCAGGAGGUGCCCUCCUUCCAAGGCACCGAGUCGCCCAAGCCUGCCAAGAUGCCCAAGAUCGUGGACCCUCUGGCCAGGGGCCGUCCCUUCCGCCACCCCGACGAGACCGACCGUCCCCACACGCCCCACCACGUCCUGCCCCCGCUCACCCCCGGCGUUGUCUCCUUGGCGUCCUUCAACAGCAUCCGCUCCGGCCACGCCCGCCUGCCGCGCAGGAAGAGGGAGUCUGUCGCCCACAUGAGCUUCAAGGCGGCUGCAGCCCUUCUCCGCGGACGCUCUGUCCUGGAGCCACUGGCUCCCAAGCGGAGGAGCAACAAGAGGAGCUUCGUGUACCCCAGCUUCAUGGAUGAGGACAUGGUGGAUGCUGCUGAUACCCUGGACUCGUCCUUCUUCAGUAAGAUGGACAUGCACGACGAGACGUACUCCAUGCCCGAUGAUGUCUUCGAGUCACCACCUCUAUCAGCCACGUACUUACGCAUGCACCAUGUGGGGGAGGAUGCCAGGGUGUCCCCCGAGGUGGAGCAGCCCACCUCGCGGGAGGGUGCCCGGCUCGCCUCGGUGUCCGGCGGCGCGGGCGCGGCCCCCCGGCGAGGCAGGCGCAUCGCCUCCAAGGUGAAACACUUUGCCUUCGACCGCAAGAAACGCUACUACGGGCUGGGGGUGGUGGGCAAGUGGCUGAACAGGACGUACCGCCGCAGCCUGAGCAGCAUGGUGCAGUCACAGCUGGAGAUCACCGACAGCCACCGGCCGUAUUUCACGUACUGGAUCACCUUUGUGCACAUCCUCAUCACCUUGCUGGUCAUUGGCACCUACGGCAUCGCCCCCAUCGGCUUCGCCCAGCACGUGACGACAGACUUGGUACUGAGGAACAAGGGGGUCUAUGAGAGUGUCAAGUACAUCCAGCAGGAAAACUUCUGGAUUGGGCCCAGCUCGAUUGACCUGAUCCACCUAGGAGCCAAGUUCUCCCCCUGCAUCCGGAAGGAUCGGCAGGUGGAGCGGCUCAUCCAGCGCGAGCGGGACCGGGAGCGCGGCUCCGGCUGCUGUGUCCAGAACGACAACUCGGGCUGCAUCCAGACCCUGCCGCAGGACUGUUCGGAGACACUGGCAACGUUCAUCAAGUGGCCGGGCAGUAAUGCACCGACCAUGGGCUCGGGGGAGAAGAGGACAUCAGGAGCUGUGUGUCACCAGGACCCCAGGACGUGCGAGGAGCCAGCAUCCAACCCACCCCACGUGUGGCCGGAUGACAUCACCAAGUGGCCGAUCUGCACCUACGAGACCAAAACCAACCACACAGGCUUCGCCCACCUGGACUGUGAGAUCAAGGGCAGGCCCUGCUGCAUCGGCACCAAGGGCAGCUGCGAGAUCACGACGCGGGAGUACUGCGAGUUCAUGCACGGCUACUUCCACGAGGAGGCAACGCUCUGCUCGCAGGUGCACUGCCUGGAUGAGGUCUGUGGGCUCCUGCCCUUCCUCAACCCAGAGGUCCCUGACCAGUUCUACCGCCUGUGGCUGUCCCUGUUCCUGCACGCCGGCAUCCUCCACUGCCUGGUAUCAGUGACCUUCCAGAUGACAGUGCUGCGGGACCUGGAGAAGCUGGCAGGCUGGCAUCGCAUCUCCAUCAUUUUCAUCCUCAGUGGCAUCACGGGAAAUCUGGCCAGUGCCAUCUUCCUGCCCUACAGGGCGGAGGUGGGCCCUGCUGGGUCCCAGUUCGGCCUCCUGGCCUGCCUCUUCGUGGAGCUCUUCCAGAGCUGGCAAGUGCUGGAGAAACCCUGGAAAGCCUUCCUCAACCUCUCUGGCAUCGUCCUCUUCCUCUUCAUCUGUGGCCUCUUGCCCUGGAUCGACAACAUCGCCCACCUCUUUGGCUUCCUCAGUGGCCUCCUGCUGUCCUUCGCCUUCCUGCCCUACAUCACCUUCGGCACGAUGGACAAGUACCGCAAGAGGGCCAUGAUCAUCGUGUCCCUGCUGGUCUUCGUGGGGCUCUUUGCCUCGCUGGUGGUCUGGCUCUAUGCCUACCCGGUGAACUGGCGCUGGGUGGAGUAUCUCACCUGCCUGCCCUUCACCAGCAAGUUCUGCGAGAAGUACGAGCUGGAGCAGGUCCUGCACUGA
This is a messenger RNA of Corapipo altera (White-ruffed manakin), 2475 nucleotides long. RefSeq names its product rhomboid 5 homolog 2 (gene RHBDF2). NCBI's taxonomy places the organism in Eukaryota, Metazoa, Chordata, Aves, Passeriformes, Pipridae. Bases 1 to 2475 code for a protein of 824 amino acids. Gene Ontology annotation, biological process: regulation of protein secretion; regulation of epidermal growth factor receptor signaling pathway. Gene Ontology annotation, cellular component: endoplasmic reticulum membrane. Gene Ontology annotation, molecular function: serine-type endopeptidase activity. The transcript is spliced from 17 exons. The record is from RefSeq and is a predicted model, not a curated record.